AUGACGGGGCAGAUCUCAGAUAAAGGACCUCUUGAGGUGCAGCAGUCGCAUUCCAUUUUGCCAGAGCAGGCGUACAAACCAUUCAAGAGGCGCACUACCGAGUCAAAGAGGCUUCUAGGGGAGCCCUUUCGAAGCGAAUUGCAGUUGCAUGGGUCGGUGGGCUGGAGGGAACUUGCAGAGACAAGAGUUUGCUCUGUCGGAAAGCAGCUCGUAGCUGAGCCGGUGCGGAGCGCUAGCGGUAGGGCCGAAGCGGGUGGCGCCGCAUUCUUCAGAUGGAGGAGCACAGCGAUCUCCCCAAAUAUGACUCUACAACAGAGGGUGACCCUAGCCGAGUCGCAGGGGUUUCUGCGUGCCAAAGUUGCCGCGAAGGAGCAACUAUGUUCCCAAGUAAUUGGUGAAAAUCAGCAGCUGCUCAGACAGCUGGAGGAUUCUAGGGCACGGCAACAGCAAACUGUCGAGCGACUCAAGGCGGAGGCUUCGGCGGUGGUGCAGCACUUGCUGGCAGACACAGCUGUGUACAGGGAUACUCAUGAAAACCUGCUUAGGAAGUUAGAGCUACAAGAAAGGCAGGCAAGUAACGAUGCCCAUCGUGCUCGGCAGGCAGAGCGUCGUACGCAGGAAGCUGAGGAGAAGCUACUCGUUCUGAAAAGGUUUGUGGCUGGAUUGCAAGAAAAGCAGAAGGCUUUGGAGGAGGAAGCGCACGCAUUCAUUUUGGCCUUCGGCCAUCUGAAGAGCGCCGUAAAGACAUUUGCAGCAAGCAUCGCAGCUUGCAAUCUAGUUCUAUCAGAGACAGAAGCGGUUCUUCUGGAGAAGGGAUUUGUGAGGGAAGUCAGUGCAAAACGCAUUCUGCAGGUCUACCUGCAGAGUAUAUCCAACGCUAAGCCCGACACAAUGGUUCCAGCUAGCGAAGCAUCUCGGUUACAAAGGGAGCGCAAGAUGUGGGAGAACAAAUAUUUGAAAACGGAAAAGGAGCUACGUGCAACAGAGAAGCAACUCGGGGAAGUAAAGAAGGAGAACGAACGCAAGGCGGAAGCUUUACUCAAACUCCGUCUAAAGGAUCACCGAAUUAAGCUACAAGACGCUGAAGUUGCAUCUGCUAAGGCGAAAGCACACGAGAUAAACUUUCAGCUCGAGAAACUUCGAAAGGAAAGAGAUUAUCUGGCUGCUUGGAAAGCUUCGCAUCCGGUGUACAAGGGCUACCGGUGGGAAGCUAAUGCAGGUGAGAAGUCUCGUUCAGUUUCCGGAAGUCAUGCCAACGGUCCAUCCAGCUCAGUGAUCCAGGGUUUCGAGUUCUCCACUUUGAAGACACCGCAGCGCGGCGACCAGUCAAAAUCGGUGCGCACUAAUUUUGUUCGUUCUGCUUCUCGGGCUUCCAUAGCAAGCAGCCGGCGUGUAUCUUCUGUCUCUUCGGUGGUUGCGCCAGAGCAGAAAGCCGCACUACUCCGCAGCGAGCGACAUGCUGCACGGAUAGAAACAGGCAAUUUAUCGUCGAUGGCAGUCAAAUCAUCCAGUACCUCGGCCCUUUCACGGGCUGUUCGAGGGGUGUUGGCAAUACCCCGAAGCAGCCGAGUGUCUCGGCAAUCGCUCGAGCAGACGGGGAUGAAGCUUCUGCGACGCAGUAGCAUUGGCCCCUCCAAUGCCGAAGACUCUAGAGGCAAGCAGAAGGGGCUGUUUGCUGGCGAUGAAUCCCUGAAGCUCGCACGAGGCCGGAGUGCAUCCAGACUGGAAGAAGGGAGGGCCCUCUCGAGGGUUUCUAGCACUGGAGAAGCACAUCGCCAUCUUACUCUGACGCUCCCGAGCAGCCCAAGGUCCGUUGUCACACCGACAUUUGCACAUGCAGAAACUAAUAGCAUCGUUAUGAAUGGCCCCACAGCAGGCCGUGCGUUUCAGUCGGAGGACCCAGCCGGCGUCACCCGCCUUUCUAACUUCUUCAGCACUGCUUUUAGUAAGGCGGCCGCCAAGGAGAAAGAGGUGACUAGACAGCCCAAAGAGGAAACAAAAAUUGAAUCAGCAGCUGAUUUAUCUCUUAGGAUGGGCCGCUCAGGCCACACAGCCUCAUCCGCAGGCAUUAGACGCGGGGGAUCCAUCGCGUCCACUAGAAGCUUAGUCCCUGGUGGUCGGAGAGUCCACAUUGAGCUUCAUGAUGUAGCAGCAGAGGGCACUUCCGAGCUGGAGAAUAAGGGCAACGAGAAAGACGAGCCCCUAAGCCCAAAGAGCCAUAUUGCAAGGGCCCAGGCUCUAGCUUUCAUGGAAGGCAGCGCACCAAGCAGCACCUACCGAGAUGGCGACCAUACUGUGUCGCUUCCCCGACUUUCCCGAAUGGAUUCGUUUACUUCUGGAGCUUCUGUAAGGACGUUGCGCAGCCCCAUUGCAGCGGCGGUAGCUUCCUCAGUGCAUGCACAGGAUGAGGCGGUAAGUGAGGGCACUGGAUUGCAGCAGCAAGCAGGCCGACGGCUUGCAGGGGGGAAUACAACUGUGAAGGAGCUUGUAGGAGAGGCAGCCACGAAAGGAGACAUACCUAUGGAUAGCGAGGAUGUAGCGCAUGCUUCAGCAUCCGCUUCAAAGGGAUUUCGCGGGAGCUCCGAAGCGUCUCUUGCAGAGGGGCCUACGGCUCCGCACGUGGAAAACAAGCAGAAAGUGGAGGAGGGCUCUAGGCGUCCUGUAGAGCGCAGCGACGGUUCUCUUCCUACGGAGAAGAAAGGUUUCUCAAGUCAGCGGGGGGACGACGGUGUGGCUGUCGGUGGGGCCCCGCUGGAUAUGGAAGGUCUUCUAAGGAAGUACCUAGAGGGUCCUGCAAUGGAAGCCACUGAAAAAAUGCAUAGUGAUACAGCUACAGGAAAAGAGGCUGUUCUAGGGGACCAACAGGCAGAGAUUGACUCGCAGGGUGAUAGAGAUAGGCAUGAGAAAGAUAUUCGGGCUGACAAGCCUCCCCAGCAUCAUGGCCUUGAGAAGAAAAUCGUCGAGGAGGGCACUUCUCUUCCACUUUUUCAGAGAAACGCUGCAGCUCCUCCUAGUGCCAAGGCUUGGAAAACGAAGCCACUUGACGUAGCCAGCGUCGUAGCGCCCCCGGAGGAGACAAGGGCCCCACACAUGGUAGCUACGGAGAGCGCCGAACAGUACCCAGUCGUGCGAAUGGGCACGAGGGCGGGGCCUGAUGGGGGACCUUCCCGAACCAUAGCUGGGAUCCGAAAGGCUCCUCCUAAGCUUAUUGGAAAACCUGAUAGCAGCAUGCCUAAAUCGGUAGUCACUCAGGUCUUCUCACAGCCACCAGUUCUCAAAAUGAAUUCUGGCGUCGAAGCAGCAGCGUCAAGCGAAGCGGCACCAGUCACACCGGCAAGGCAGAUGGAGAAAGGCAAGCCGGAGGUGCCCCCUCUUCUUACCUUGGCAAAUAUACCCAAUCCGGAUCCCUCUGCAGCAUCGACAGCGAGGUUAGAAUCUCCUCCUGAAGUGCCACGAGGAGGUGAUAGCGGGGCUCCAGCUUUUGGGCGACACACAAGGAAGCGUAUGUCUGCUGGGGAAGUUUCAAUCGGGAGCUGGGCUAUGGCAGCUCCCAAAAUAAGCGUUAGUUCUUUUAAGCUCCCCCAGCAGGGAGCACCAGAAGCAGCAGGCAGACAGCUUAGUGGGUUAUAG
This is a messenger RNA of Cyclospora cayetanensis, 3630 nucleotides long. RefSeq lists its product as uncharacterized. NCBI's taxonomy places the organism in Eukaryota, Apicomplexa, Conoidasida, Eucoccidiorida, Eimeriidae. The transcript is spliced from 8 exons. The record is from RefSeq and is a predicted model, not a curated record. Bases 1 to 3630 code for a protein of 1209 amino acids.